GAGAAAUAAAAUAGAGUUUCUCUCUCUAUAUUGGGUGGAGAGAGAGAGAGAGCAAUGGAGUGGUCAUCAACAUCAUGGGGGUCUGGAACCAUGAUGCUAGAACAAGCAAAAGAAGAGUUGCAGAUACUGGAAACACAGUACCCCAACCAGUUUGGCUAUUUAAAACAAGAACUCAAAUCCUUCAUCUUUCUACUUGAAUCCCAAAAUUUAGGUGCCAAUUCAAUCUCUUUGUCCACCUCUUCCUCUGUUAUCACACAAGAAUCAACAGCCAAGAAGAGAAGGAAGAUUAGUUCAGAAUUAGAGGGAGGAGUAAUGGAGGUUGAAAUUGAAGGUCCUAAGCAAAAAAAACCAAGGGGUGAUUGUGAUGUGUACAUGAACGAGAAGAGGGACAGGGUUGAUUUGGUCAUUGAGAGGGCUCAAGCUUGUCUCCACAAAAUUCAAAGAUUCAAAGCUUGCUUUGGCUGAUCAGAGACCAUGGAAGGACCCAAACUAAGCAACUUGAAUGCAAUUAACUGUUUUCUCUUUUUGCAAUCUCUUGUGUAUGCUGAAAAGGUGCAAACCCAAAAUUGAAGGAAUUUUGUAACGUUGGGAGUGUAUAUAUACCUUUAAAUUGGGUGAUUUUACUUGUAUUUAAUUCCAUGUCUAUGGCAGGGUUGUUUUUGUUUGGAUGUAAAAUAUAUAUUUUUAAUUUUCACAUGUUUG
Messenger RNA from Cornus florida, 702 nucleotides. RefSeq lists its product as uncharacterized. Bases 55 to 465 code for a protein of 136 amino acids. NCBI's taxonomy places the organism in Eukaryota, Viridiplantae, Streptophyta, Magnoliopsida, Cornales, Cornaceae. The transcript has 2 exons. The record is from RefSeq and is a predicted model, not a curated record.